This is a messenger RNA of Lontra canadensis (Northern American river otter), 2623 nucleotides long. It is a transcript of the gene SUSD5, whose product is annotated as sushi domain containing 5. Gene Ontology annotation, molecular function: hyaluronic acid binding. The transcript has 5 exons. The record is from RefSeq and is a predicted model, not a curated record. Gene Ontology annotation, biological process: cell adhesion; Notch signaling pathway. The coding region runs from base 1 to 1881 and encodes 626 amino acids. NCBI's taxonomy places the organism in Eukaryota, Metazoa, Chordata, Mammalia, Carnivora, Mustelidae.
AUGGCUGCGGAGGGACGCGGCCCCCGCGCCCAGCUCUGGGCCGCGGCGCUGCUCCUGCUCGGUCUGCCGCGCCUCUCGGUGCGGGCGGAUGGGAAGCUUUUUGUGCUGGAGUCUCAGAAUGGCUCUCAGGGCCUCGAACUGGAGGUGGCUCGGCUUUCCUGCAAGAGCAGGGGCGCUCACCUGGUGUCUGCGGAAGAGCUGCGGACGGUGGUCCAGGACUGUGCCUUUGCUGUGUGCACCACCGGCUGGCUGGCAGAUGGCACCCUGGGGACAACCGUGUGUAGCAAGGGGAGCAAUGAACAGCAAAUCAUGAGAGCCAUUGAUGUGAGAAUUGAAAGCAACCCAGCUCCUGGUGCCACGUACAGUGCCCUUUGUAUUAAGGAUGAAGAGAAGCCGUGUGGAGACCCGCCUUCGUUCCCACACACCAUCCUGCAGGGCCGCACGGGCCUGGAGAUGGGGGAUGAGCUGCUGUACGUGUGCGCCCCGGGCCACGUGACGGGCCACCGCGAAACUGCCUUCACCCUGCUGUGUAACAGCUGUGGGGAGUGGUAUGGCUUGGUGCAGGCCUGCGGAAAAGAUGUGGCUGAGGCACAUAUUGACUAUGAGGAUAAUUUCCCAGAUGACAGAUCCAUGUCCUUUAGAGAGCUCAUGGAGGACUCCCGGACAGAGGCAGAAGAAGACAGAGGUCCGGGAGAGGCCCCUGAGGAGAUUUCAAAACAGGACCAUCUGGUCUCCAUUUCUGUGGGGAGAGAAAACAUAUCCCAGGAUACAGCCUCUGUGCCAACUACAGGCUUGUCCAUCGCGGGAAGCAGUGUCCCCACAGACUCUCCAGGACCCCAGCUAAACCAGAAGUACUUGUUCUGGUUUCCUGCUGAGAAUUUCCACAAGCCUGGGCUGCAGAAGGAGAUGAAUGAUGGCUCCAAAAAGCAGUUUCUGGCUAGAGACAACCGUAGUAGCCUAACAGCAGCUCCGGGUGAACCUGAAGCCAAGGUGAUCUAUAGCAGCACUCAUGGUCCCUCGGGGCCAUUUCUGGGCAGGACUGACAGCAAGACUGGGGACCCAAUGGUGAGCAGCAGUGAUGAGUCCUGGUUAGAUGGUUACCCUGUGACGGAUGGGGCUUGGAGGAAGAUAGAGGCAGAAGAGGAGGAAGAGGAGGAAGAUGGGGACAAGGGAGAUGCGUCAGUAGGGCUGGAAGAAAGAGUUCCAGUUACUCCUAAUCAGCUCAUUCCUGUCGAAGUUAAGAACCCCAGGAGUACCUCCUUCACACCAAGUGAGGACGUGACCCGUAGUUCAGUUCUUCCAUCUCAAACACUAGAUGUAGAAGCUUUGGCUCUCAGACCCGGAAAUGUGUCUGAAACUGAGAGUCCCAGCACGGGAGAUGGUGACUUGAUCAGGUACCAGUCAACUGUUCCUUGGAGCUUUGCCACAGAGAUGUCUCCCAUGGCCACACUACCCUAUGAACUCCCCAGCUCUACUCUGGGGACAGUGACAACUGCUGUCCAACAGAUGCCGAAUCACAGUCCCUCAACUAUCAUGGCAGCCAGCCAGACUCCAGGGGAAACCAUUGCUCCUGAGGUCCAGGAUAGUUUCCCAUACCUGCUAUCUGAGGACUUCUUGGGACAGGAAAGCCCCGGCCCAGGUGCAAGCGAGGAGCUUCUUCCAACUGUGGAAUCGUGUGUAGGGGAUGGGUGUCCCAGCCUCAGCAGGGGCCCUGUCAUUGCCACCAUUGUCACCGUCCUAUGUCUGCUGCUGCUCCUGGCAGGGGUGGGGGCCGUGUGGGGCCACCGUAAGUGCCAACACAAGAGCUCCGUGUACAAGCUGAACGUUGGCCAGCGACAAGCUCGGCACUACCACCAGCAGAUUGAGAUGGAGAAGGUCUAGCCACCUUCAGAGCAGGCUCUCCCAAAGCCACUUAGGAGGAAAGGGAACUGUGCCACGUCUCACUGAUAAAGACUGAUUCUUCACUAGAGCAUGAAACUGGUGGGUUAGGACUCAUCUCUUUUUUCUUCAGGUCCUUGUUCUGAAGGCCGAGAAACGUCUCUGGAGGCACCUGGUAGGACAAGUAGGCUUUGAUGGCAUCAUCACACGCAUCAAUAUCUACUUAACCAAAUUUCCUGGAAUGUACUGCGCUGAUCCCAGACCUGUGCUCAGGCCCCAAUUCCAGUAUGAGCUCAAAACUCACCUCUCACUUCAUCAUGCUCUUAUCUUCUUUCCCUUGUUUUAAAAAAAAAAGAUGAAUCACUCCAUAACCGAAAUUUUUAGAAAAAGUGUGAUAAACUGAGCACUUGAGAGCAGUGUUAUUUGGGAUAGAGAUAUUUAAUUGUUGGGCGUGGGGCAUAGAAAAAAUAAUGGGUUAUUGCUUUUUAAUGUUGUGAUUUUGUGAGGGCAAAUGAGCCAAGAACCAGGACAGAGUCUAGAAGCUUUUGGUUUCUUUUUAAUUGUUGAAAUUGGAGGGAGGAAAAAAAAUCAGAGAAUUUAGGACUGAUGCUUUGUUGCGGGGAGAGGGAAGUGAAGGGAGUAGCAAGACACAUCCACUUUGUUCCCUCCAUUUUAUAGGACAGACCAUUUUUUUUAAAGCACGUGAUUAGUUUUGGGGGGCCCUGAGUGUCUUCAUUGGUUAGGC